Molecule: messenger RNA, 945 nt
Organism: Eriocheir sinensis (Chinese mitten crab)
Lineage: Eukaryota; Metazoa; Arthropoda; Malacostraca; Decapoda; Varunidae
Exons: 2
Coding region: 1-945 (314 amino acids)
Source: RefSeq, a predicted model, not a curated record
AUGGCGUCCCCCAGUGAUCGCCGUGAGGGUGAGGAGACGGGCAAGGCCGAGGCUGACGUGGGUGAGGUGAAGCCGGGCCAGAUGGAAUUGUUCGCUGCCAUGUUGGCCAGUCUGAGGCAGGAAUUGGAUCAGAGAACAGAGAGGGCAGAACAGAGGGCAGACGAGAGGGCACGCGAGCAGGCUCAGAGGGCAGAAGAGAGGGCACGCGAGCAGGCUCAGAGGGCAGAAGAGAGGGCUCGCGAGCAGGCUCAGAGGGCAGAAGAGAGGGCACGCGAGCAGGCUCAGAGGGCAGAAGAGAGGGCAGACGAGCAGGCCCGCCAUCUUGCCGAGGUCCUCCAGAGCUGUUUCUCGUUGCUGAAGGUGGAAACCCAGCAGUACACCGACCAGGGCUGCGACAGCGCGAGGAGUGAACGGCUGGAGGAGGUGCGGACCCCGGAAGGCGAGGUCCGAGGCCUGAGGGAGGCGGAGAGGCAGCUGCGAGAGGUGGCACCGUCGCACGCGGAGGAAGAAGGCUCAGUUCUGGCAGGAAGCGCCGGGGCGGCGGUCCUGCAGGGGCCUAUCUGGGGCUCCUGGCAAGGACUCCUGGAGCCUGGUAGCGUCGUGGCGGAACCAGUAGCUGCCGCAGGAGGUUGGGGAGCCCCCGCCUCGUUGCCUCCCUCACCCCCUCCCUCUCCUCCAAGCCAGCCGGCUCGCAGGUCACGUAGUCCGCUCUCUCCCAUGGCAGCAGCGAGAGGUGGCAACGUGGUGCGGGGAGGAACAAGAAGCGUCACGUGUGCUGGCGGCGGGUGCACGGGUGGCGGACUGGCGGGGCUCCGCGUGGGGCCCCUGGCAAGGGCCCCUGAAGCCUGGUGGCGUCGUGGCGGAGCCGGUGGAGGCUGCAGGAGGCUGGGGAGCCGUCGGAGCCGCUCCCUUGGGUCCAGCUGGUGCUGGAGUCGGACCCAUUAA